This is a messenger RNA of Scutellospora calospora, 198 nucleotides long. The record is from the annotation of a GenBank genome assembly. NCBI's taxonomy places the organism in Eukaryota, Fungi, Glomeromycota, Glomeromycetes, Diversisporales, Gigasporaceae.
AUGUCUGAUUCUACUAUAUUAUACAAUGGUACUACUCCUUUAAACACGUCACAAUUUUUCUUUCAAACACUUCUCACGGCGGCACUGAAAAAUGGAUCAAAUUUCACUUUAGAUGUUAAAUUUAUAACAGUUACUAUCAAUGUAGAUCCUAAAAUAGAUAUUGAAGACGCCGAAAUUAAAUUGGAAAAACUUUCAUAA